AUGACCGUCGCCUCGACCUCAACGCAACCUCCGCCAACGAAUGGCUCUCACAACGAAGACGACGAAUUUCUUGACUCCGUCGAAGGCGAGAUCACAUUUUUCCGGUCCAUAAUGCGCGCUCGACCAGUCGGAAUCCACCGCUACUUCCACAUUCUCGCCAUCCGUAACGCCAUUCUACAAGAUACAGGACGUUCUGUCACCAUUGAAUCGCUAUGGAAGAAACUCCGUGCCUACUACAACCUCGACGCUCUGGAGGUCGCAGAUGCAGAACAUGAAAACUCCUUCAUCCCACAUAAAAACGCCCCGCCAGUGCCGAUACCUUCACCUCAACCGGACGAGAACCUAGCAUGUCACCCGUUCUUCAGACGGGAGUUUGAAUUGCCGUAUGACGAUGAUAUCGAAGCACUCGUGGCCGAAAGGCGGAUGCGCGCCACACCUUCAGCGCCAUCUACGCCUCCCAGUUCUCCACCACCGCAACCUACUUCAUCUAAACGACCAAAAACAACCAAGAAACGGGGGAAGAGCAAGGUUCAGAUGGCAGGGUUGGUGGGUGGGGAUAGUGAUAGCAGCGCGCUGACGCAGGAGAGUGGCGAUGAAGGUCUGCCGGAGACACCUAGGGAUAGUGUAAUAACGGGAACGGAUGGGGGCACAGAGUACGGAGACGAUGAGGACGUUGAGAUGCAGGAUGCAUCUGCCUCUGCUCCUCCGCGUCGUUCAACUUCGCCAAAACCCACCCGUGGUCGACCAAAAGGGGGCAGUACAAGGGGGCGGAAAGGCGGCACGAGAGGGACAGGGUCGACACGCGGGACGGCCAAGAAACGCAAACGAUAA
Molecule: messenger RNA, 831 nt
Organism: Coprinopsis cinerea okayama7#130
Lineage: Eukaryota; Fungi; Basidiomycota; Agaricomycetes; Agaricales; Psathyrellaceae
Exons: 3
Coding region: 1-831 (276 amino acids)
Biological process (GO): regulation of transcription by RNA polymerase II
Cellular component (GO): NuA4 histone acetyltransferase complex; nucleus
Source: RefSeq, a predicted model, not a curated record